UUUCAGUUGGAGGAAGAUGAUGUGAAGGGGGAUUCUGAAAUCAGUGAUAAAAUUAAGAGACAGAAGAAGACUCGUUCCACUCAGUCUCAUAGCCACAGUGAAAGGUUGAGAAGGGAGAGACUCAAGCUUAAGAUGAAGACUCUUCAAGAACUCAUUCCCUAUUGCAGUAAGAGAGACAAACAGUCCACAUUCGACGAUGCUAUAAAAUACAUAAAGACACUACAAAAUCAAAUUAAGGUAAUGGCAAUUGAAGGAGGCUACUCCACAAUGAAUUCUCCACAAACCAUGGUUUCAAGCCCUGCACUAAUCCCACAAACCUGCCCUCCCGGGACUGAAACACUACACGAGAAUGAGACGAAAAUGGGGACAUCGGAGUUUCUGGCCGGAUUUCCCGAUCCAUAUCUCCUGCCAGUGUCUGGACUGCCUCCACCGGAUGGAUACUCAACAAUUCAAAGCCCAUUGGACUUCAGUUCUCCAAUGGGGAUCGUAACGCCAUUGUGCCCCACUAGCCAUCCAUUGGACUUCACUUCUGCGGCGAACACAACGCCGUUGUGUCCCACCGGCUUAGACUCUCAUGGAUCGAGCCCAUCGUCAUAAAGGGCCACAAGCAAGUUCCGUUCUACCGAGGAAGAAGGGUCGGUAAUGUUAUUUUCCAAUGGCGUGGCGGCUGCUAGGG
This is a messenger RNA of Salvia splendens (bonfire salvia), 676 nucleotides long. Its product is annotated as transcription factor PIF5-like. The record is from RefSeq and is a predicted model, not a curated record. The transcript is spliced from 4 exons. NCBI's taxonomy places the organism in Eukaryota, Viridiplantae, Streptophyta, Magnoliopsida, Lamiales, Lamiaceae. Gene Ontology annotation, molecular function: protein dimerization activity. Gene Ontology annotation, cellular component: nucleus. The coding region runs from base 133 to 597 and encodes 154 amino acids.